Molecule: messenger RNA, 4912 nt
Organism: Leptopilina heterotoma
Lineage: Eukaryota; Metazoa; Arthropoda; Insecta; Hymenoptera; Figitidae
Exons: 15
Coding region: 564-4373 (1269 amino acids)
Molecular function (GO): kinase activity; protein binding
Source: RefSeq, a predicted model, not a curated record
UUGUCAAAAAUUUUACUAAAGAAAGAAAUGAGAAAAAAAAUCCAAUACAGAAAAAAAUGUUACAAAUUCACAGAAAAUAUUUUUUUUGUAUUUUAUGCUAAUGUAUGUUUAUAGUUUAUAUAAAUUGAUAAUAUAAUGUUUAUAACGUAUAUCGAUUAAAGAAAACCCGGCUUUCUUAUAGACAUUGACACAAAUUUUCUGAUGAGUCUAUAAUUCAACCUUCAAGUUUUCUAAAUGUUUUUUCUUAAUCUAUAAACUUUCUUUUAAAUAACUUGUAGUUUUUUUUGUAAAUUAUUAAUUUAUUGAAUAAUAUUUUUUUUUUGUGUACAAAAUGUUUUUCUUGCUUAAUUGUUCUUAAUAAUAGGAGAGAAAAAAAAACACGAAGGUGGCGUUGCAAACAAAAACCCUCAUUUGUCGUUGGACAUUCACAUGUGACACAUGUGAUAUUCCACAGUGCUACAAUAAUAUUCUUAUUUUUUUUGUUUUUACUUGUUUCUAAAAAAAAUUAAUCAGUCAAUGAUUCAAAAAUUGGACAAUUGUUAUUCAACUCAUGAGAUUCGCAGAUGAACCCGAAUACGUUGAAACAUUGGCUCAAUCGUGGGGAAAUCGAAAAACUCGAACAUGUCGUUUUGGAAGGCAGAGGAGCUCGUCUAUUGGGAGAACGUUCACCGGAUCUCAGGACUCGAGUUUUUCUCAAAGGAUUGCCAAAUUACUUAACGAAAAUUUCUCAAAUUCACGAAGCCGUUACCAGGGGAUCAUUACUAGAAUGCCAAAAACUUAUAGCCGAGGAGCCGAAGAAAAAAUUUCCUCUAGCGAAGGAUUCGACGGGGACGCCUUUAUUACACAAAGCAGUUUAUUACGAUCACAUCGAUAUCGUGGAUUGGCUAAUUCAACAAUUUCCCGCUACUGUUCAGCAAAAAGACAGAGAAGGAAGAACAGCUCUGCAUUAUUGUGCAGCCUGCAGGGACAUUGAUUCCGUUUGGGAUGUGUUGAUAGAGGCGGAUUGCGACGCAAGUAUUUGUGAUAAAAGAGGAAAUCCCGCUGCUUAUUAUUUAGAGCAUCAGUCUGAACUCGAAUUACCUGAAACCGAGAGAAUGAGUGGCAGAAAAAUAGCCAAUAAUAAAGAAAGAAUCAAAAAUAACUACAACAGUCAUGAACAACAAAUAACUGAUUUUCCAAAAAACAAUUUAGAUUUUAAGCCAUCGAACAUAAGGAUAUGGAUUCACAACAAAGAUAUUGGAAAAUUGCAACGAGUCUUGUGGGAGGGUCACGGUUCGAAGCUACGAUGUGAAACGAGCAAUAAUCCACGUGUUAAGAAAUUUUUGGAAGCGGUUCCAUUUAUAAUGGGAACGAUAAAGGAAAUUCACGCCAGGACGAUAAAAAAUGAUGUCGAAGGUUUCAAGAGAAAAAUUGCCGAGCCAGUGUCACCGAUUAUUCUUUGUAGCAAAGAUGGAAAUGGACUUAAUGUCCUGCAUAAAGCGGCAGGUUUGGGACACAUCGAAAUUGUUAAAGAAAUUUUGGAGCUGUAUCCAGCUGCAGUUUUAGCGGCAGACAAUGAUGGAAAAACACCAUUACAUUAUGCGGCUGCUGCAAAGGACGAAGGAUUAAUGUACAAUUUACUCGUUGAAUUUGGAGCCGACGAGGGAAAAGUCGACCAUAAAUUCAAGGCGCCUGCUUUUUAUAAAAAUCGACCAUCCGAUGUUGAUAUGUCGGCACUUUUGGUUGUUCCCGAUGCCCCGCGUGUUUCUGGGACAUAUCCAAAAAAUUGGGACUGGAGGAUAUUGGAAACUGAUGACAAUGUGAUUCGUGACAUGAGAAAAUCAACGUCAAAAAUUGCUGAGAUCACUGAGAUUGACGAGACUUUCGAUGCACCGAAUGGAGGAGAGUCACCAACAAAAAUGAAAAAUGGCACACAUAAAACUGAGCCCGAGACGAAGGAGGCUGAGGAAGAGGCUGCUCCAAAUUCGCCAGCUGAAGAUAAACAGGAGGAAGGAUCUCCUGAAUUUCAAUCGCCUGAACAACAGUCACCGUUGCCGGAGGAAAAUGCUGAAAAUGAAGGCGAACCGAAUGAAAUUGAUGAAAAAGGGGAAAAUGAGGAAAUUGGUGAAAAUGAUGAAAAUGAUGAAAACGAACUGGAGAAAAAUGAUGAAAUUACCGAAGAGGAGAAAAAUGAGGAUAAUGCUGAAGAGGAGAAAGUUGAGAAUAAUAUUGAAGACGAUUUGAAUAAUACAGAGAAAGAUGUUAAUGAAAAUAUAACUACCGAACAAGAAGAGAGAAACGAUGCAAGUACCGGCGAUUCCGGAGUUGAUGAUCCAACAAAUGAGGAUUUUCACGUAAUUCUCGAUGAGCAAGAAGAGGAGGAUCCUCAGGAAUCGGAUGUCAAUGAAAAUGGAUUGGAUUUGGAUGAGGAGUCAGAUGAUCCGGAAAUUGAAAAAUUGACCCAAACGGGAAAUAUGGAGCAACUCGCUGAACUUGUACUCAAUGGCGAGGGCCGAAGACUCGUUGGCCGACAGACAAGUAAUCCUGAACUUCAAUCGUUUAUUGACAAUGUUCCUGCAUUCAUGGGGAAAAUCCACGCGGUUCAUAUGGCGGCCAGAGAAGGAAAUUUGAGAGAUUUACAAAGUGCACUUGAUCGUCGUAAAUUUGCAAUUGCACGGGAUGAAUCCUCCCCUAGGGGUGCAACUGCAUUGCACGUUGCUGUUAUUUUUGGACACACGACUAUAAUUAGAUAUUUUGCUGGUCGAUUUCCUGAGACUGCGAAUGCAGUUGAUCUCGAUGGAAGAACGCCAUUACAUUAUGCAGCGACACUCGCCGAUAAUGGGCAUUAUUUUAAUCUUCUCGUACAUUUGGGAGCAAAUCCACAAAUUCAAGAUAAAUUGGGCCAUAAGGCUGAAUAUUAUAAGCAAAAUCAAGAAGAGCUGUCGCAUAAAAAAUUAUUGCGCAGUUUUGGAGCUCAAGAAAGUCUUGCCGAUGAAAUGUUAAAUGAUAAAGUUCCUGGCGGUGACAAAUACUCAGCACGUCGUGAUGUGACCGAACCUGAAACUCUGGCAACACUUGAACGAUGCUUUCGAAUAUUGGCAGGUUCGAGACGUGGCUCAUUACCAAAUACACCCGCGAAAGCUGGCAAAUUAUUGAGUCGUUGCUUAAAGCGCCCUGUGUUCGAACGACUCAAGCACCGCGUGACAUGCAUGGAUCACAAUCUUUUAGACGUGAUUUGGCCCGCUCUGAAAACACACGAAAAAUUAAAUCACAAUGAUUUGAAUCAUUUUAGCAUUAAUCGACCACAAUCGACAUUAAUAAACGAUGAUGAUUUGGCCGUGAACGUUGUCGCACCCGAUUAUGAGAGUUACAUUGUCUUUCAAGAAUUCUUCGAUCCUCUAUUGAGGGAAAUUCAUUGCCUCACAGCGAGUGGCGAACUUCCCGAUCAUCCGGCCUCGAAUUUCUAUGGAAUGUCAGACAAGGAAGUCGUUCAAAAUAUUGAGGGGAGCGCAAAAUUAAUACAAAAUUCAGAUCUCGAUUCAUCGGGGAAAUAUAUUAUUUCGGGUGUGAUUGAGUGUACGAGAAAUUUGGCGAAGUAUCCACUGCCGUUGAAUUUGACGAUUAAUCAAUUGGAGAAUAGCGAGAGGGAAAUUACGUCUGUUUUGAUGAGGAAGGAAUUAUUGAGUGUUCUUGCCGAUGGAUCGAGUGAUGAUGAGCCUGGAACUUAUUACACUUUGAUAGAAGUUAUCGAGAGGCCCAGUGAUGUUCGGGUCCGAUUGGCAGCUGCUGGCUUACUCGCUCCUAUCACCGAGAUCGAGGAUCUUGACGAGAAGCGUCUACACGGAAAACACUGGCCCUACGGUCGUGGUGUCUACUUGGCAGCCGCUGGUAAUCUCGCAAUUUGGGUCAACGUUCAGGAUCACAUCAGAGUUAUUUGCUCAACGAAUGAAUCAAAACCGGGAAAAUUGGGCAAAAUUUACGUCCGAAUUGCAAAGCUGAUGAGCGUUAUGGAUCAACGUUUGCUCUUCAAACGUGACACAAAACUCGGUUUUCUCAGUGCUCGGCCCAAUUGUAUUGGAAACACUCUGCGAAUUCAUUUGGGAGUGAAAUUUCCCACACUGUCCAAGGAUGCGGCGAAUCUAAAGAAUCUCGCCAUCGUUCGUGGACUCGAGUGCAAGGAGACAAUACGAAGAAGUAUUUUUGUUCUCAACAAUCAACAGUGUUUGUCAAUAACGGAACUUCAAACUCUACAGGAUUUUUGUCAAGCCGCGCUCAAUGUACUUUCCGUCGAGAAGGAAAUGACACUCAAUAAUAAUUCAAUGAAAAUCGCCAAUGUCAUAUCGAGCAUUUUUCGUAAACGAAAAUCAAGUGGUCAAAAAGUUAUCACUGGAUGAUUCUUCAUUUUGCUCAAUAUUUCUCUAUUUCAGAAUUUUUUUUUUUCUCGCUCAAUAAAUAGAUCUCUUAGAAAAAUAAUUACACCAACUGCCAUUAAUUUAAAAAUUAAUAAAUCUCAACGAUUUUGUGUAAUAAUCUAAAUAAUGACAACUUUUAUUCGUCGUUGAAAUUUUGAUAAAAAAAAAAAAAACUUAUUUUGACUUGAUAAAAAAAAGUAGAAAUUUAAUAUUUGAGAAACAAAUCUUCAAGUAUCAAUAAUCGAAGACUGAACAAAAAAAAUAAUCGAAUUUGAAAAAAUAAAUAAUUGAAUGAGAACUGAAACUGAAAUCAAUUUAAAAAAAAAGAAAAGAUUAGAAAUACUGGAAAAAUGUAUUAAUAAGUUAAUUGAACUGAUUUUUAAUUAUAAAACUUUCUCUGCCAUUAAAUUUGAGUCGAUUUUCGUUUAAUUUAAUAAACCAAAAAAAAUCCGCAAAAUGGAACAUUUUCAGUUGGAAAGAUGUGUGUAAAAACUCAGGAUUCAAUGUUACAACUCUUUUAA